This is a messenger RNA of Diabrotica balteata, 2691 nucleotides long. NCBI's taxonomy places the organism in Eukaryota, Metazoa, Arthropoda, Insecta, Coleoptera, Chrysomelidae. The record is from the annotation of a GenBank genome assembly.
AUGUCUGCUAGUCAACUUUUGGAUUCAUGUGUCUUGGUCAAUAGGAGGGUGGAACAAAGGCGAGAACAUAGCAUCACACAUACAGAAAUUACCCAAAGGAGAAUAUUACAAGAACAGGGCCCCGAUAUGCAGCACUACAAAGGCCCAGAUGUUUCGAGUACUCUGAGUGACGGUGUGUAUCACCCACAUAGUAAUGGACAGUCGGAGCAUUCGCCAAAUUCGAGCCACAUGUCGGUACACAGCGACGAGCCACUAGUGAGAAAUCAAAAGCAACAGACGACUCAACAAGUGACGACUGUGACUAAGGUCGUACGAGAAGUACAACAGUUAGACGAUCAAGCAGGAGAAUACAUUCCGGUUUCCUUGGGAUCAUAUUCCCAUCCUUCUCAAUACGUUGACUACAUUGAACAACCACCACAUCAUAUGUAUUCACAGUAUCAUCAACACCCCCAUUACCAAGACUAUGACCACUAUCCGAACCCUUACGGUGCCUAUAUGGGUUACGCCGCGGGAGCUGAAAGACCCCCCACUCCACCUAGUCCUAGUGAACAUAGUGUUGACCCCUCUCCUCUGCCUCUGACGUCUCAGCCUAAUGCUGCCUACGUUGGUUCAGGUUACGAUGAACUACCUGAACACUACAGGGUCACUCCAUCGCCCGGUGGACCAAUAGGUAUAGAUCCCUACCAAGAUGAUUCCGCCGUAGUGUAUGGUUAUGUUUCACCUUCUCCUUAUGGCACUGCGCCUAGUCUUUCUAGACCUUAUGUAGAUAGUAUUAAUGGACCUGUACCAGUAGGAGCCACCAUGAGAUUGUUUGAGGACGAGGAUCUUCAAAAGCAUGUCAGUAAGAUGUCCCUGCACGGUCACAAUGUUGGACUGACCCAUGAUAGGGCACAUAAUAUAGCUUCUCCUGGUAGUAUUGGCGGAGACGAAGAUCAAAGGGGCAUGCGUUGGCGUGAUCCCAAUCUUACUGAAGUCAUUGGAUUCCUCAACAACCCAAACAAUGUGAUUAAAGCCAAUGCGGCAGCCUAUUUACAACAUCUGUGUUAUAUGGAUGAUCCUAACAAACAAAAAACGAGAGCUCUAGGCGGCAUACCCCCCUUAGUUAAAUUAUUGUGUCAUGACAGUAUUGAGGUGUAUAGGAACUCUUGCGGAGCUUUAAGAAAUUUGUCUUAUGGCAGACAAAACGACGAAAACAAAAGAGCCAUUAAGAAUGCAGGCGGUAUUCCUGCUCUGAUCAAUUUAUUACGAAGAUCAAAUGAGGCUGAAAUAAAGGAACUGGUCACUGGUGUCAUCUGGAACAUGUCAUCGUGUGAAGACCUCAAGAGAAACAUAAUAGACGACGGAGUAAUAACCAUUGUUACUUUUAUUAUAAUUCCACAUUCCGGCUGGGAUCCACAAGGAAAUCAUGGGGAGACUUGUUGGUCCACAGUAUUCAGAAACGCUUCUGGUGUGCUAAGAAAUGUCAGUUCUGCUGGAGAAUAUGCUAGAAAAAAAUUAAGAGAGUGUGAAGGUUUAGUUGAUGCAUUACUUUUUGUUGUGCGCUGUGCCAUAGAUAAGUCAAAUAUAGGCAAUAAAAUUGUAGAAAAUUCUGUGUGCAUUCUACGUAAUCUGUCGUAUCGAUGUCAAGAGGUUGAGGAUCCAAACUAUGAUAAGAAUCCUUUACCAACUCAAACUAGGGUUGCCGCUACCUCAUCUAAAGGUGAAAAUUUGGGCUGCUUCGGUGGAAGUAAAAAGAAAAAAGACAGUCAGUCCUCAGACACGAAGGAAAACAAUUUUUCCGCAGGAGCCCCAGGCAGUAUGUCUAGCGCGAGCGCUAGAGGAGAUCCAGUUAGAGGGAUGGAGCUUCUCUGGCAACCAGAAGUAGUGCAAUCUUAUUUAGCUUUAUUGCAAAGUUGUUCAAAUCCAGAAACCCUGGAGGCGGCAGCUGGAGCCCUUCAAAAUUUGGCAGCUUGUUACUGGCAACCUAGUAUAGAGAUUCGAGCGGCAGUACGUAAGGAGAAAGGUCUCCCAAUAUUGGUGGAGCUGCUGCGUAUGGAGGUGGAUAGGGUGGUAUGUGCAGUGGCUACAGCACUUAGGAACCUUGCCAUUGAUCAACGCAACAAAGAGCUCAUAGGAAAGUAUGCCAUGAGAGAUCUUGUCCAAAAACUUCCGUCAGGAAACACACAGCAUGAUCAGGGCACCUCUGACGACACCAUAGCUGCUGUCUUAGCCACCUUAAACGAAGUUAUUAAAAAGAACGCUGAAUUCUCCAGAUCUCUACUAGAGGCAGGUGGUGUAGAAAGACUGAUGACUAUUACAAGGCAACGACAGAAAUAUACUCCGAGGGUACUAAAAUUCGCUGGACAAGUCCUGUUCACGAUGUGGCAACACCAAGAUUUGAGGGACGUUUACAAAAAGCACGGCUGGAAAGAACAAGAUUUUGUUACAAAAACAGUAGCUGCACGCAACGCUGGACCUAAUUCACCGAACAAUGCCAACAGUACUUUAAACCGCCCGAUGGCUUCACAAAGUGGAACAAGAUAUGAGGAUAGAACAAUGAAACGCACCACUGCUGGAAACAGGGGCGCUGGCGUCUUCCAAAGGAAUGACGACAUCCCCACAGCGGACAUGCCGUAUCCAGACAACCCAGCCGUCAUGGGUCGAUCGUACCCCCCCGGUCCAGGUCCAAACCCGCCACCAGUCAGUCAUUAG